This is a messenger RNA of Eublepharis macularius, 2219 nucleotides long. RefSeq names its product myeloid-associated differentiation marker homolog. Bases 145 to 1026 code for a protein of 293 amino acids. Gene Ontology annotation, cellular component: membrane. Lineage: Eukaryota; Metazoa; Chordata; Lepidosauria; Squamata; Eublepharidae. The record is from RefSeq and is a predicted model, not a curated record. The transcript has a single exon.
AGCAGCUCCCAAAGCUGCAAGCCGCGCAUGCAGUUAUCGACUUGGGACAGCCUUGUUACAGCUCCUCAUCCCUUGACAAGCUAGGCUUCUUCUCACCCCGCGCAGAGCAGUUUGACGCCACGGUGCCACCGUGCCCAGGGCAUCAUGCCAGCCCUCGAGCUGAACACCCGCUCUCUGAUCUCUCCGCUGGGAGUGGUCCGCUUCUUUGAGGUUUUCUUCGCCUGCACGGCCUUCAGCCUGGUCUCCGUCUACCACAGCUACAACGGCUCCAACGGGGUCUGGUGCAUGUUCACCUGGUGCUUUUGCUUUGUCGUCACGCUUCUCAUCAUCCUCGUGGAGUUCAUCGGCUUGGCCCAGUCGCUGCCCCUCUCCUGGCAGGACUUCACCUCUGCCUUCUCGAUGCUGGCCGCUCUCAUGACCUUCACCACGUCCGUGGUCUACCCAUCGGUCUUCAUCGCAAACAGCUGCUCAGGCAGGGAUUGUGCCUACAAAGGCUCAGCCACCGCCAUGUCCUGCCUCUGCUUCAUCGCUUACGCCAUCGAAGUGGGGCUCACUCGAGCCAAAUCCGGGGAGGUCAGCAGCUUUCUGGCGACCGUUCCUGGCCUCCUGAAGGUGUUUGAGGCAUAUGUUGCUUGUCUCAUCUUCUCAUUGGUAGACUUCACAAAGUCCUAUAGGUCCUAUGCUGGCCUUCAGUGGUGCGUGGCCGUCUAUUGCAUCUGCUUCAUCAUCACGAUGUUCAUCAUCAUCCUCACUGUGGGACGUUGUCUCGCCUCCCUGCCCUUCCCCCUGGAGAAGGCCCUGGUGGCUUACAACUUUUUGGCUGUGCUAAUGUAUAUAACGGCUACCUUUGUGUGGCCCAUCUACAGUUUCAGGGACUUUUCGAGGACCUACGCAUGCAAUGCAGGUUUGUGUCGCGAGUGGAACAAUCGUCUUGGUGUGACUUUCCUAACUAUCUUCAACCUCAUCGCCUACAUUGUGGACCUCGUCUACUCCUCCAAGAUGGUCUUUGUGACCACUCCAGCUUAGCUUGCUCCACCCGGUAGAAGGAACCUUGCUUGGGACGCUGGUUAUGUCCAGAACGCUGGGAUUUAGAAAAAAAAAACUUAACUGUUUGCUUGGAUAUAAGGAGGAAGUGACUGGGAGCAGUAUUUCUUAUCAUUUAAAAAUCUUUUUCUUUCCCUUGGCUUCCCCCCCCUGCAGUUAUUGGCUCCCCAGCAUGUUUUAUUGCUAUAGAUAAGCCCUAAGGUGCCUACCUCCCAGCUUUGGUAGAUCUUGCCCAGAUGUUGUAAUAGGGGGUCAGAAGAUUACUGCAGGGGGUGCUCACAAAAGCUCCGGGAAAAGAGGAAAACUCUAGAAAAACCUGCUCCCUGCAUUAAAAGGGGAGGGGGAGUUAUCCAGAGAGGAGGAUGGAGCAGUAUUUUGGGGGAGCGGAGUGCAGGGGAGGGAAGUGGGCCCUGGACCAGAAUCCUGCCACCCUGAAACAUGCGAACUGAGUGGGUGAAAGGAGUUGUUCACCUUUGUACUCAGGUAGAUACUGAUAACCAUUUUUUCCACAUAGCUACACCUGGGGUGUGGUAUAUUUACCUUUCAUGCUUGGCAGGUGUUAAAGAGAGCCCGUUAUCAACACCUAAGCCCCCCUAAGUGGUGUUGCCAUCACCUCAAAGGGACUUGAUUAUCUGUAUUUUCUUGCCACUUCCUUGGGAAGGUGGUACCACAUAUUGGGUGCUGACGUGUGGUCGAAUGUAAGGUAAAAAGGAUGUCUGAUGGGUCCAGGUGUCUAUUUCGCCACACUUUUUUUGUACGGUAGAAUUUUUGUGUUCAGCUUGGCAGGGUGACACGGGCAUGGCCCCCUCCUUCUUUGCCUUGCUCUGAUGGAUAACAAAGAUACUUAGGAUAGCAAGAAUGCUGAAAAAUAAUAUAUAGCAUCUAUUCAGUACUUCCCCCUAAGAAUUCAAAGCUCUUCUUGUGCAUGAUGCCUGUAAUUCUUGCACAACAGCCCUGUAAGGUAGACCAGUGUUGUCCUUGAAUCACAUCUGGCAGGGAGAGGCGGCUUUGGUGAGUUAAGUGGGUUGCCCUCGGAGAAAAUGGUCACAUGGCUGGUGGCCUCCGCGCCGAGGGAUCUAACAAACUGUCAAACAAAGUUCAGCAAAAUACACAUGUCUUACUAGAGUACAUAUGAUUAAAAUCAGGGCUUUUUUUCUGGGAAAAGAGGUGGUGGA